Messenger RNA from Fusarium keratoplasticum, 1020 nucleotides. RefSeq lists its product as uncharacterized. NCBI's taxonomy places the organism in Eukaryota, Fungi, Ascomycota, Sordariomycetes, Hypocreales, Nectriaceae. The record is from RefSeq and is a predicted model, not a curated record. Bases 1 to 1020 code for a protein of 339 amino acids. The transcript is spliced from 4 exons.
AUGGAAUUGGCGUGCCCCAUUUGCAAGAGUGGUUUCCCUACCACCGAUGAUUUGGAAGCACAUUCACAGAAGUAUCAGUCCAGGCUAUGGGCAGCGAUCCAGCGAUGCCUUCAGUCCCAAAAAUAUGUACCGCCCGAGUUUCUAGAGUUGCUACAAUGCCUCUUGCAUUUACCCGAUAUCGUAUUAAGCUGUCCUGAGUGCGAUUUCACACCUAAAGAUCUCGACAAGCACUGGAUGACUCAUGUCGACUGUUAUGUGAAAUGCGAAUUUUGCAAAAGAGACCAGACGAAGGUCUCAAAGGCACUCACUCAUCCCAAGUCCUGCCCCAUUCGCCAAGGUGCUGAAUUGUCAAGCGAUGAAAAGGUGGACAGACAACGCCUGCGUGAUCAUGCUGCACAGCAGCUUGACCAAAAGUUGAAUCCGACACAAAGGUUUGCGAAGAGAAGAAGGGUUGAAAAGGUUUGGCCAGAUCUCUCAACUAGCACAAUGAUUCCUCCUUUGCCAGCACAAUCUAUUCCAUCUGAGGACGUGGAAGGAGGGUUUUUCUCCCCGCAUGCAUCAGUCCCAAAUACAUUUCCUACCGAUACAUCUGCCAGGCUCUCCCAACAUCAGGAUUCAUCACAAUUCAACCAAGCGCCAGCGCUCGACGACUAUCCUUACGAUAUAUUCGCCGGGUUUCCUCAGCAUCAGGAUUCAUCACAGUUCGACCAAGCGCCAGCGCUCGACGACUAUCCUUACGAUAUAUUCGCCGGGUUUCCUCAGCAUCAGGAUUCAUCACAGUUCGACCAAGCGCCAGCGCUCGACGACUAUCCUUACGAUAUAUUCGCCGGGUUUCCUCAGCAUCAGGAUUCAUCACAGUUCGACCAAGCGCCAGCGCUCGACGACUAUCCUUACGAUAUAUUCGCCGGGUUUCCUCAGCAUCACGUCCCGGCACAGUUCGACCAACCGCCGGCACUUGAGAACUGUCCCGCCAACAGAGCUACUAGGCCUCAAUAUCCAAGUUCGUCGCGUGUCGACUAA